This is a messenger RNA of Truncatella angustata, 969 nucleotides long. RefSeq lists its product as uncharacterized. The transcript has a single exon. Lineage: Eukaryota; Fungi; Ascomycota; Sordariomycetes; Amphisphaeriales; Sporocadaceae. Gene Ontology annotation, biological process: secondary metabolic process. The record is from RefSeq and is a predicted model, not a curated record. The coding region runs from base 1 to 969 and encodes 322 amino acids.
AUGGUCUCAUAUGAGGUCGUCAAGCAAUCCAAUGCUCGCAUCGCCUCACUUCCAAAGGGCCUCGUGGCACUCUUCAUAGGGGCCACAUCGGGCAUCGGCCAGAGCGCCCUGCAACAAUUCGCACAGCACGCGUCUGCCCCAAAGAUCUACAGCGUCGCCCGGCCGGUAUCCGCUGCCAACCAUGAUAAAAUGUUGUCCUCACUACGCGAGUCCAACCCCUCCGGCACUUAUAACCUCAUCACAGCCGACCACUCGCUCAUCUCCGACAUCGACAAGGCCGUGGAAGUUGUCAAGCAGAAAGAGACGAAGCUGGACCUCCUGAUCUUGUCCCCCGGCUUCAUCGCCUUCGAGGGCCGCAAGGACACGAGCGAGGGCUUGGACCCGUCCAUGACGACGCGAUACUACUCACGCCAGCGGGCGGUCGAGCAGCUGCUCCCCUUGCUCGACAGGGCGGUGGCGCCGCGCAUCGUCUCGGUCCUGGCCGGCGGAAUGGAGGGGCAGAUCAACGAGGGGGAUCUGGACCUGAGGGACCCGGCCAACUGGUCCUUCUGGAACUCCUCGGUGCACUCCGCCACCAUGAGCACCCUGGCGCUCGAGUUAUUCGCGCGCGCGAACCCGCGCCUGAGCGUCGCCCACUGGUCCCCUGGCCCGGUGGAUACGCCAGGGCUCGACAGGGUGCAGAAGUCGGGCAUGAAGAUUUCAGAUCCUAUCAUGAGCCAGGACGAGGGAGGGGCUCGAGCCCUGUUUGUGGCCACUAGUGACAGAUACGCUGUUCAGGCAGGUCUCGUACCCGUGCCUGCGGGCCUCAUCGCUGCGAAGAAGACGGAUGGCGGUAUCUUUAUACUCGAUCCACAGGGGGAAAGUAUCGACAACGAGCAAGUCUUGAGUGACUUUCGAAAGCGAGGCGUGGAUAAGAAGAUUUGGGAUUUCACGCAAAAAGUGUUCAGUGAUGCCACUGCCCAGGCCUAA